Messenger RNA from Myxocyprinus asiaticus (Chinese sucker), 6912 nucleotides. Its product is annotated as neurite extension and migration factor-like. Gene Ontology annotation, biological process: negative regulation of cell-matrix adhesion; negative regulation of cell-cell adhesion mediated by cadherin; negative regulation of cell adhesion mediated by integrin. The record is from RefSeq and is a predicted model, not a curated record. Gene Ontology annotation, cellular component: nucleus. The transcript is spliced from 4 exons. Lineage: Eukaryota; Metazoa; Chordata; Actinopteri; Cypriniformes; Catostomidae. Bases 491 to 4276 code for a protein of 1261 amino acids.
UCUCAGAAGAGGGGGAGCAGCAGCGCGCGAGCGCGCCGUCGUUUUCAGGGACGGGGUACAGCUGGGAAAAAUACAUACGCACGCACACACCUCUGUCUCUCUCACACACGCACAUAAGGCUAAAACAAAAGCGACUCGAAAGGAGACAAGACGCUACUGAUGCUGGCACCGCGGAGCAAGAGAGCGUGAGCAUGCGGCGCGGAGCAGGGGCUGCAACAGACCUUUGAUUGUUUCUUGGAAACCCUGGAGCGCGAGGGAAUAAAAUGGAGUGGUAGGGGAUCCGAGGCGCGAGAGGCGCGUCCACCUGCUGCUACCGGGGAGGCAGUCCGGGCUCGCGAAAGAGGGUAGAUAUGGUGAGACCACUGCACUGAAGAGGAUAAAAAACAUAUGACAACAUUCCUCACGCCUAACGAUCAAACGGAGCCUGAAGUGUAGCGGGAGGCUGGACAGUGGUGAUUAUGUUAGAUAGAGAGAGAUUCAGUUGAGAUUGAUGGAUGUUCUCCAGGAGUCCCAAUUCUCGGGGGCAGAUCACAGCCCCUGCCCAAGAGAAAAUGAAGAACUUGACCCGUUGGCAGAUGUGGCACAAGAUCUAAGGAGCUGUGAUGACAUUGAGCCUGCUGUGCUGUCCAUGCCCUCCCUCUGUGGUCAGAAUCAGACAACUGAAGGUCCUCUUAGCCCAGCCGAUCUGCAUGAUGGGUCAAUUUCCAACACCACCACGCUGUCCUCUCUCUCUUCAUUCUCUUCGCCUUCCUCCCUCUCAUCUCUCUCUUCUGUGCCCUGUUCCAAAAUUGUUACGCCCUGGUCUGUGCCACAGACCUGUGACAGGUCAUCACUCUCUAACUUGGACUCAAGGGGCGGAGACUGCCUUAGCUGUCUGAUCCCCAAAAACCAGACAGAACCAGAAUCUUGUGAGUCUGUGCUAAGCUUUGCCAGUAUAAACUUGCAAUGCCUAGGUCCCACCCCCAGCACCGGUCGCUAUGGUGACCAGGUUCUAUCUGAUCAGCUGCUCAGUGGACCCACCCAGCCAGCUGAAACCCAUGAAGGGGCUGAGGAGGGUAGGUCAAUGCAGGAGAGCGAAUCAGAUGAGGAUCCUGCAUCCAGGAGCAUAUACGAAGGUCUUAGUGAGGAGGCACAGGACUGGAGCUGUCUAGAGACUCUCAUCAGUGAAAGCCGUAUGGAGCUGUUGGACUUAUGCUCCCGCAGUGAACUUGCAGUCAAUCUGUUCUGUGAGGAGGACGUGGAGAAUUACAUGUUUCAGGAGGAGGAGACAGAACUCAGUGGUGAUGUCUGCUCACUCAAAAUACGCUAUGAGUCCUAUCAGGAUGGAGGACAGGAGAGGAGUGAGUCUGCCCUAAAGGAUGAAUCUCAGCUAGGUUUCUUUCCGAGCUUACCUUGCAGUAGGAAGGAGGGGGUAAAAGAGAAACCAGACCAACCAGCUGAGAUUAAAGCAGAUGACCAUGUGACCCCAAAUAUUAGCCCUGACAGUAAAUUUAUUUUUGACCUUAGUAACUCUCCAGAUGAUUCCGGUGAAUUCAGCGAUGACAGCUCUUACACGGGCUCCCCAGAUCACAGCCUUUCCCUCCGCCAUGGCUGCCUGUCCAGAGAAAACUCAAGCUCCUCCAGCCAGCUAAGCUACCGCCUUCGAGCCAAGAGGAAGGUGGCCUACAGAGAAGACUACCUGUAUGAUGUGGACUCUAUAGAAAGUGAGAGAAACAUAGAGAAACGUGAAAAACAGACUGUUGGGCUCAAAAAAGAGCGUGAUGACGACUGGUGCCCAAAGAAGAGGCGGCGGUCGAUUCGGAAAGAGCCUCCUGUCAUUAUAAAAUACAUAAUCAUUAAUCGUUUUAAAGGCCAGAGGCAUAUGAGAGUGAGGCUGAGGCGGGUUGACCCAUCACCUGCUGGGGUCUGUCUGAAUACAAAUGCCCUGCUGCACUAUGAGAAACUUGCACCACUGAAAGCCUACUGGCAGGAAAGAGAAAAGGAACAGCAGGAGAAGAAUAGAUUGACAGCUACAGAAAGAACCAAACGUCUCAAUGGCUGCAAAAGACCACCAAGCACUACACCAAAACGUAAGCACAGGAUGGCCAGACUCAGGAUUCAACAGAUCCAUGCAGUAGAGAAUUCCCUCCCAAGACAAACUAUAGUAGUCCCUGCCAACAAUCGGUCAGAGGGGACUGAAUCGCUAAAAAGCACAGAGGAACCAAAAGAGGACAUUACCUUCAUUACACACACUGCCAGGGUUAAAAGCAGAACACAGGAGAGAGAGGAAAGGAGAAAGGCAGGUAAAACAGGGAAGAUAAAGAAAUUCAAAAGUGAAGCAAGGCUUAAGUUGAAAAAGCUAUUAGAGGCUGAGACACAGGAAGUCCCUGAAGCCUCUGAGAUUGAGCAGUGUGGCCCAUGUUUACCAGAAAACCUCAGUGAUUCUCUGGAAGGUAAUGUUGUCACAAAUGAGACCUCCGGUAAUGAAUCUGAAAAAUGCACUUUGACCCCAACUGCUCCGGGGUCUGAUGAAAAUUCAGAACUCCUCCCAGGGGGAUACCUGCAGACUCUUCUGGAAGCCUCCGAGUCAUCGAGCAGUGCUAACAUCACCUAUUUCCAUCAGGGGCUGCAGAAUGACACACUGCAGCCCAUCCAGAGCUGCGUUCUCUCUCCCCCCUCCGAAUCUGAGCUCCCACACUCUCCUCCACCUAUGAACCAUGGGCCACAUCACACACACUAUACUGAGCCCAAUCUUACUGAACCAAAUCAGCCCAUUUCAUGGCCAUCCCAACCACCUGUUGAACAGCUGCCCUUCUCCCCAGAUGUCCCAACCCAGUCACCUGUAAUGCCAUCAGGCUUUCCCACACCAUUGCCCGUGUUAGCAGGGGAUGGCACAACUGUAACAGGGUAUGGACAAGUGUCUUUAUCAGGGUGCAGGGUGUCAUAUGAAGAGUCUAAUCCUGAUGCUGAUUAUGGCUUGAGUCCUCCAGUGUCUCAGAGUGAUAAUGGUGUGGGACGACUGGUUAGCUUUAACUCUCUGGGGUCACUAUCUGCCACCUCUAGCAACUACAGUUCACUCAGCCUGAGAGAGGGAGAAAGGGAUAGGGAGGAGGAAAUUGGUGAGAUCAACAAUGGCUUCCUACCGCAUUGCAGCCCUCGGCUAGUCCUUCAGCAUAGUCUUGAGGAGGUUGCUCCACUUCGAGAGUCCACAGACCUCUUGGACAUUUCCAACUUUACCCCUGAUAAAUUCCGUCAUUCAUCACUGUCUGAGAUGUCCCCACCAGACACACCCAAUUCUUCCCCACAGCUGCUGGGAAAUUGUGGGAAAGUUGGAGAAUUCUUAGAGGCAGGAGACACAAAUGUAAAGUGGAGCUGUGGAGCUGUCCUGCAGCUUGAUCAAGAUAGAACAGGAACUGCACAACGCCUUCAGAUACACUCUUUCAACACAGAGGAGGAAGAAGUGAGGGUUGGGGAACAACAUGGUUCAACAAAAAAUAGUGGUAAAAAUGGACAAGGCACCAAAAAAACCAAAACCACAAAAACAGUGAAAGGAGAGAAAGUAAAGCUACCAUGUCAAGGCUCUCGUUCUGUGCGUAAGAUCAAAGCUUUGCUGGAGGGAAAAGCAGUCAAAAGUCGGGGAGGGUCAGGAAGUGGCAUUUCAUCCCCCACCCCAUCACUUGGUUUGAUGGGACCUCAGGGGGAGUGGCAUAACACUGGGGGAGUUUCCAAUGAUGACCAACGAGAAUUCCAGGAACCAUCAAACAUCCUGUCCAAUAUUGUGUCUGGCAUGGCUGAAGUACAGCGCUUCAUGAGGGCCUCUGUAGAACCUCUUUGGGGGCCUUGCCUGUCACCAGGUCAGCAUGCCCUCCAGAGCCAGACACUUAAGAUUCUGGGUAGUGCCGCUGACCUUAAAAAACGGGGUGGUGCCUCAGGCGGAGGUAGAGGGAAAAAAGGAGCAGGGCGUGGUGGAAAAACACUGCCUAAACUUCUCCCACCAGGCUUCUUUCCUCCCCUUGGUCUGGACUGCCUCCCACUUCCACACCGUCCAGCCCACAAAAAAAUGUACCGUCACAAAAGCAGUGCUAAGUUUGCCCGUGAGGAACUCUUAGCGGGCAAAGGGAACAUAAAAGGAGUAGCAUUGACCGCUUUGGUAGAGAAACAGAGCUAUAACACUGUAAGUGUUAAAUCAGUGUCACAGCACCAUCGUUUAAACCGAGCCCAGCGCCCUGCUCUGUCUCUCAGCAAAUGGUUGCCUUCUGAUCAGGGGUCAAAGGUCAUGUGUAGUGUUCUGUGCUAAGAAUUGUUUUUCCCUUGUUAUUGUGCCAACCCCUCAGAACAUUGGGCUUUGACAUUCUAAAAGACAAGAUGCUCUUGUUUUCUGAGGUUCUGAUAUUUACUGGUCUCAAAUUAGAUUUUUCAUUAUCGUUGUUUGUUUAUAAGUUGUGAAAGGUAGGUUCAUUCAUCUGUUCUCCAGUAAAUCUCCUCCUGCCAGUAUCAAAAUGCUGUUGUACACAAACAUAUGCACUAUUUACAAAACAAGAUUAUAUCAAACAUGUUUAAAUUAAUGUGCCAAACUAUGAAUAAUUAAGUGUACAGACAGUUUUAUCUACAUAAAUAUUUGCUGUUUUAUAAUGUGGCAGUGAUUGGGGAGCGUAUGUGUUCUUGGGAUGGGGGGUGGAGUUGUUAAUCUGAGAUUUACUCCUGUUGCAUCACUUCGUUACAAACAGAAAGCAGCUAGGAGUCAUUUCAACAAUCAAAAGGAAAAUGUUGUUGGUUUAUUUUCUGUAUUUUACACUCCUGGCUAGUUUAAGAUUAGAGGCAUGAAGUAAGAGAUGCAUGAAUUGUGGAGAGGGAGUUUAAAAACCAUAAUGGCAGAGAAAAACAAUGGUAGCUUUUCAAUCUGAUUAAUUUCUGGAUGGUAAAAGAUCAUUGUAUAACAAGGUAAAAAGGGGUCAUUUCUGCUUAUUAUAAGACAUUACAUAAUGCAUUCUAACUUGUUUACAUUCCCAAGCUUCUAGUUUAGCUCAGUAGCUCUCCUAUGUUCCUCUGAGUUUUAUGCCAUUAAAACCAGUUUAGAACAAGACCAAAUAUUUUUUGAAAGUUUUUCUAUUUUGUUGCUAGUGAUGUGCAUGCAUUUAAAAACAUGAUAUAAAUAUGUGUUGUGAAUGCUGAUCCCCUGUAUUAUUACUUUCUCUGACUCGCCUGUUUUUUCUUUCCUUAUUUUAAAACCAAAUUUUUCUAUUGCUGUUGGAACGUUAUUUGUCAUGUAUAAAAAAGGGAAAGUUGCCAACAUGGUUACCCACAUGUUCUGUUUACAUCAUUUCUGCAGGAUUUUAUUUUGUUUAUUUUUUAUUAUAUAACUCCCUGAAUACCCCCUCUUUUGAGAAUAUCCCAGCAGGAAGGAGGUUUCUUUUGCUCUUGCGCUGAUUGAGACAUUUCUGAAUUUGUGAACAGUACAUAAGUUUAGUAGAUAUUUCUACCUGCUAUCUGAUUCACAAGUGACGCAAGUUUUGAACCCCUCUGAAAACCCCUUGAUUUUAGGGAAACAAAUAAGAGCACUACCCAUGUGUAUGUGUGUAUGUAUGUAUGUAUGUAUGUAUGUGUGUGGCUGUACGUAUGUGUAUAAUUAUUUUUUAUUUUUUAUUAUUAUCUGUGUCUUGCUGCUGUUUUUGUAUUGUUUUUGUAUUGUUGUACACUGGAAGCUCCUGUCACCAAGACAAAUUCCUUGUAUGUGUAAGCAUACUUGGUAAUAAAGCUGAUUCUGAUUCUGAUUCUGAAGAGCUUUUUCCAGCCUCAUCUAGCAAAAUACAAGGAAAAUUAGAUUGUAAAAUCAUUUUAAAUUCAUGUUGUUGUUUUUUUCUCCAUGCUGAGCGAAUAGAGAUGUAAUAGUUGGUUCAGGUCCAUUGACUCAGGGAACCCAACUGCAUUCACAUCUCUCAUUCCCACAGCUGCCCAUCCCACCAAACAAAUUCAAGCCGCUCUCAGUGCUGCCCCCUGAUGUGCUGUUGCUAAACCUGCAGGACAUCUGUGAUGUCAGUACAGGGAGCUCUUGUUCACAUUUGGAGAACAGAGUUUAAAUCAUUAUAGCACACGUCCCCCGCACUAACUGAAGGUGUUCGAAUUUUUCAAAUCUUCUAAAACAGUGUUAUUCACCUAUAAGUGCAUCAUGUGAAAUUAAAACAAGCAUAUCAAAAACGUAAUUGUGCCCUAUUUAUGAAUGUAUUAUAUUUUCAUGUUGGAAGUUUUUUUUUGUCAUGAUUUAUUUGAUUACAUUACUUGUAACUACUGUUUCUCAUUAUCAAGGAAAAAAAGAAACUGUUUCUACUGCCUGGUCAUUCUUUGCCAGGUUCAUUCUCAAUGAACUCUUGAUGUAGGAAAAAAAUGAUGACCUGUAUAUUUUUCAUUGUGCCAAUUUGUAACAUAUUUUCUAAGUGUAUAUUUUUCUUAGAAAGUGAUGUGAGGUCGUUCUUAUUGUGGCUUCUGUUCUUUUUUUCCCUUUUCAGCAAAUGAAAAGGUUACUAAUUGCCAUGAUGUUUUCUUUUUCUCUUAUUUGUUUUUUGUUUGUUUGUUUAGAAAAAAAAAAAGAAAAAAAAAACUAUUGUAAAGGAGAGACAAGGAGAGCAAGCUGUGACUCUUUGUUGAGAGUUUUUGUAAUUGGACCAAUCUUGUUGUAAGAGUGUUGUGCUCUAGUAAAAUAUAUAUUAAUUAAAAAAUUAAAAAAUAAACCAUGAAAACAGACAGUGGAACAAUUACACUAAUUUGUGAUCUCAUUGCGGUUUUAUAGUAUUUUGUUUUGUUGUAUCUGUCACAAAAGUUGAAAUAUUUGUGAUCAAGCCUGUAUGGUGACAAAUGUAAUAUUGGUAACUUGCUAAGUUUUGUAAUCAUGUUUAUGGAAUAAAUAUGAAUAAAAAGAGCUUUUGAUUGCUUGUGUCA